Messenger RNA from Daktulosphaira vitifoliae (grape phylloxera), 1336 nucleotides. RefSeq lists its product as uncharacterized. The record is from RefSeq and is a predicted model, not a curated record. The transcript has 2 exons. NCBI's taxonomy places the organism in Eukaryota, Metazoa, Arthropoda, Insecta, Hemiptera, Phylloxeridae. Bases 86 to 1246 code for a protein of 386 amino acids. Gene Ontology annotation, biological process: DNA replication, removal of RNA primer. Gene Ontology annotation, molecular function: RNA-DNA hybrid ribonuclease activity; nucleic acid binding.
AAAUCGGAAGUAAAAUACUAAGGUAUUAAUCUUAGAAAGUAAGCUACAAUGGAAAUGACAUGUUGAGUCAAGAAUCAAAAAAGCAAUGACCACAUUGUGGACUUGCAGUAGAGCCUUGGAAAAAACAUGGGGUCUUAAACCAAGAGUUAUGUACUGGUUGUACACAUCAGUGAUUAAACCUAUGAUAUUGUAUGGUGCCCUAGUCAAGUGGAUCAGAACAGCACUCGAUACAGAUAGGAAAGAACUUAGUCGCAUACAUGAUGCUAUGGCCAUCACUACAGCAUUAAGAACUACACCAACGGUCGCAUUAGAGGCAUUAAUUGGAUUGCCUCUACUGCAUUUAGAGGUGAAAGCUCACCCCAAAGCCGAAGCACUAAGAUUCCACAACUUAGGUAUGUGGACUUUGGAGAGUGAUACAACAGAACAUGGUAAAAUACUAAUAGAGAUAGACCAGGGCUUUUUGGAAUACCCCUUGGACUAUAUCAAACUGGUUCUUAAGAAUAACAUUCCCUACAAAGUGGAGAUCACUACACGUAGAGAAUGGAAUAUUAACCAUCUAAAUGAAAAAAGAGGAUUUGUGAUAUAUACAGAUGGAUCCAAAAAAUCAGGAAAGGUAGGUGCUGGAAUUUGGGGCUUAAAGCCACGAAUAAAUGUCAGUAUGUCAUUGGGCACAACACCCUCUGUUUUCCAAGCAGAGGUGAUGGCGAUACUGGUAGGGGCUCAGAACCUGCUGGUAUACAAAAAUAGGAAGAUAACUAUCUUAAGUGAUAGUCAAGCGGCUUUGAAAGCACUCUGUAACGAUCAGGUGAAUUCAAAGCUGGUCCUCGAAUGCAGGGAAACUUUAGAAUCACUAUCGAGGUUCAACAAAGUUACACUAGCGUGGGUACCGGGACACAACGGUGUCACUGGAAAUGAGAAUGCUGACUUUCUAGCCAGGAAAGGAGCAGAGAACACCUAUGUUGGACCAGAACCAGUGGUAGGGCUCACUGAGCAAUCGCUCAAAGCGUUACCCAAGAAUUGGUGCAGAGAACAACACAGGAAAAUCUGGAAGUACUUGGUAGUACCUAGACAAUCUAAAAUGUUUAUCAAGACCCCUGGUCUACUGUUGGGUGAUCCUAAUAGCAUGACUAGACAUCAAAUGACUGACUGCACCCUGACUGGUUUACUGACAGGCCAUGGUCACCUGCUUAAAAAUCUUAACGCAAUGGGGGUAUUGGAAUCACCAUUGUGCAGGGAGUAUGGAUAAAGAGAAGGAAGACUCAUUUCACAUCAUGUGCGAAUGUGAAGCCUUGUCCACACUAAAAUCAAACUAUUUGAAUAAAGCUUUUCCUAAAAA